Molecule: messenger RNA, 3463 nt
Organism: Phalaenopsis equestris
Lineage: Eukaryota; Viridiplantae; Streptophyta; Magnoliopsida; Asparagales; Orchidaceae
Product: 2-oxoglutarate dehydrogenase, mitochondrial-like
Exons: 9
Coding region: 193-3258 (1021 amino acids)
Biological process (GO): tricarboxylic acid cycle
Cellular component (GO): mitochondrion; oxoglutarate dehydrogenase complex
Molecular function (GO): oxoglutarate dehydrogenase (succinyl-transferring) activity; thiamine pyrophosphate binding
Source: RefSeq, a predicted model, not a curated record
GAUCACCCGAACGACCGAAAGGAAGAUCCGACAGCCCGACCAUAAUCGAGGAGCUUUCAAAGCGAGGCGGAAGCUUGGAGGAGGAAGAAGAAGGCUUUGCUACAAAGUUGAAUUGGUGAUAAAGAUAUCGGUGUCUCCUCAAUUCGGAGAUACUGAAAAGGUUGAGGCUCGCCGGGCUUGCGAUUCAAUCCGAUGGCGUGGUUUCGCGCCGCCUCUACUGCGGCGAGAGUCGCGCUUCGCAGAAACAUAGCUCAGUCUUCUCACCACUGCAAUAGAACCCUCGCCGCGUCACCUCUGCCCGGUUUCCGAGCCUUUCACACGACGGUUCUCCGGCGAAAAGCUGCCACGCCUGUGCCCCGUGCCGUUCCUCUCUCCCGCCUCACCGACAGCUUUCUCAAUGGUACGAGCAGCGUCUACCUCGAGGAGCUCCAGCGUGCCUGGGAGGCGGAUCCCGACAGCGUGGAUGAGUCAUGGGACAACUUCUUCCGGAACUUUGUUGGACAGGCCGCCACUUCGCCGGGAAUAUCUGGUCAGACGAUCCAGGAAAGUAUGCGCUUGCUGCUCCUCGUUAGGGCUUAUCAGGUCUACGGUCACAUGAAGGCAAAUCUUGAUCCGUUAGGGCUGGAACAGCGUGAGAUCCCUGAAGAUAUUGAUCCCGCUCUGUACGGAUUCACCGAGGCAGAUUUGGAUAGAGAAUUUUUUCUUGGGGUGUGGAGGAUGGCUGGCUUUCUUUCGGAGAACCGUCCCGUUCAAACGCUUCGUGCAAUAUUGAACAGGCUUGAGCAAGCUUACUGUGGGACUAUUGGUUAUGAAUACAUGCACAUUGCAGAUCGAGAGAAAUGCAACUGGUUGAGGGAAAGAAUCGAGACCAUAAAGCCUCGGGGUUACAGUCAGGAGCGUAGCGAGGUUAUCCUGGACAGGCUCAUUUGGAGUUCACAGUUUGAAAAUUUUCUUGCCAAGAAGUGGCCUGCCCAGAAAAGGUUUGGGCUUGAGGGCGCAGAGACUCUGAUCCCGGGCAUGAAGGAAAUGUUUGACAGAUCAUCAGAUCUUGGGGUUGAGAGUAUUGUCAUUGGAAUGCCUCACAGAGGCAGACUGAAUGUUCUAGGAAAUGUUGUCAGGAAACCACUUAGGCAGAUUUUUAGUGAGUUUGACAAAAAAAAGCCCAAGGAUGAGGAUGGCUUAUACACGGGAACUGGAGAUGUAAAGUAUCAUCUAGGCACUUCUUAUGACAGACCAACCAGAGGUGGAAGGCAAAUUCAUUUGUCUUUGCUUGCAAAUCCAAGCCAUUUGGAGGCGGUUGAUCCAGUUGUGGUUGGUAAAACAAGAGCAAAGCAGUAUUACUCCAAUGACUUUGACAGGACAAAGAACAUGGGUGUCCUAAUCCAUGGAGAUGGGAGCUUUGCUGGGCAAGGUGUUGUUUAUGAGACCCUUCAUCUCAGCGGAUUGCCCAAUUACACUACUGGCGGAACCAUACACAUUGUAGUUAACAAUCAAGUUGCUUUCACGACUGAUCCACAAGCUGGGAGAUCUUCGCAGUAUUGUACUGAUGUUGCCAAAGCCUUAAGUGCUCCCAUUUUCCAUGUCAAUGGUGAUGACGUAGAAGCAGUGGUCCAUGUCAGCGAGCUUGCAUCGGAGUGGCGCCAGAAGUUCCAUUCAGAUGUGGUGGUUGAUAUAGUGUGCUAUCGUCGACAUGGUCAUAAUGAAGGUGAUGAGCCUUCAUUUACCCAACCAAAAAUGUACCAGGUCAUUCGAAACCAUCCAAAUGCACUUGAAAUUUAUGAAAAGAAACUUGUGGAGUCGGGGACAUUUUCUAGGGAGGAUAUUGAUAAGAUUAACCACAAAGUGGAGACCAUCUUGGAAGAAGAGUUCAGUUAUAGCAAAGACUAUAUUCCGAAUAAAAGGGACUGGCUUUCUGCUUAUUGGACUGGAUUCAAAUCUCCAGAACAGAUAUCUCGUAUUCGAAAUACUGGUGUGAAACCUGAAAUUCUUAAGCGAGUUGGGGAAGCCAUCACAACCAUCCCAGAAAAUUUCAAAGCUCACCGAGGUAUUAAAAGAGUUUUUGACCAGAGAGCCCAGAUGAUUCAAACUGGAGAGGGCAUAGACUGGGCAGUUGCAGAGGCUCUUGCUUUUGCAACACUUAUAGUGGAAGGAAACCAUGUCAGAUUAAGUGGCCAAGAUGUUGAAAGGGGCACAUUUAGCCAUCGCCAUGCUGUUAUUCAUGACCAAGAAACUGGAGAUAUAUACUGCCAUUUAGAUCAUUUAACUAUGAAUCAAAAUGAGGAGAUGUUCACUGUUAGUAACAGUUCUCUUUCUGAGUUUGCUGUCCUCGGCUUUGAAUUGGGCUACUCUAUGGAGAACCCUAAUUCCCUAGUGCUAUGGGAAGCUCAGUUUGGUGAUUUCGCCAAUGGUGCUCAUAUUAUAUUUGAUCAGUUUUUAAGCAGUGGAGAGUCAAAAUGGCUUCGCCAAACUGGACUUUGUGUGCUGCUUCCCCAUGGUUAUGAUGGUCAAGGCCCAGAACAUUCGAGUGCAAGAUUGGAACGUUUUCUUCAGAUGAGUGAUGACAAUCCAUAUGUUAUUCCAGAGAUGGAGCCAACCCUUCGGAAACAGAUCCAGGAAUGCAAUUGGCAAGUCGUGAAUGUCACAACUCCAGCAAAUUAUUUCCAUGUUCUGAGACGUCAGCUGCACAGGGAUUUUCGUAAACCAUUAAUUGUGAUGUCUCCUAAGAGUCUUCUUCGUCAUAAGGACUGCAAAUCAAAUCUUUCAGAAUUUGAUGAUGUGGCAGGGCACCCUGGAUUUGACAAACAAGGAACACGGUUCAAACGCCUCAUUAAAGAUCAGAAUGAUCACAAAGAUAGGGAAGAAGGCAUCAGCCGCCUUGUUCUUUGCUCUGGAAAGGUAUAUUAUGAACUUGAUGAUUAUCGACAGAAAAGCAAUCGGAAGGAUGUUGCCAUCUGUAGGGUUGAACAACUUUGUCCCUUUCCCUAUGAUCUUGUUCAGAGAGAGCUAAAACGAUAUCCAAAUGCGGAGAUUGUUUGGUGCCAGGAAGAACCGAUGAACAUGGGCGCAUAUCAUUAUAUCGCUCCGCGCCUAGGCACCGCCCUGAGAUCGGUUGGCAGGGGGACUAUGGAGGACAUCAAAUAUGCAGGAAGGGCACCUUCGGCUUCCACAGCCACUGGCUUCUUCUCUGUUCAUGAGAAGGAGCAGCAUGAGCUGGUAGAGAAGGCGCUUCAGCCUGAGCCAAUUAAUUUCCCAUUCUGAUUAUAUCUUAUCAGCUUUCAACAAAGGAAAUAGGUAUCUAUUCCUUUCGCUGAAUUGAAUUUUUCCUUGAGAACAUAAUCUUUGAAUAAACUAUAUGUAAUUUUUUAGAGUUUUUUGGUUUUCUCAGUGUGAACGGUAUGUUGAAUAAUGCCUGUAACAUGUCCUCUUACUGAACUUAGAAAUAAUGUUAAUGCCAUAUAAACUU